AUGGCAGGACCUCCAGCUCCUCCACCACCUCCGCCUCCACCAAUGGGCGGAGGUCGCUCUGCUCCCAAACCACCAACCUCUCCAAUGCAAGGAAGAGAUGCUAUGUUAGCUGAUAUUAGGAAGGGUGCUAGAUUGAAACAUGCCGAGACAAAUGAUAGAAGUGCUCCUAAAGUGGGCGGUGGUGCAGUAGAAUCAUCUGGAAGUAGUGGAAGCGGCGCACCACCUCCUAGUGGUUUAUCAGCGCCUCCAAUCCCUACGGGAGCUCCACAAUUGGGAGAUAUUCUAGCCGGUGGUAUAUCUAAAUUGAAGCCAGUAAGCAAGGGAUCUUCAGCUCCUAGUCCACCCGCAGCUGGUGCUCCACCAAUUCCAAAAUCACCAAUUGGUACACCAAGGAUUCCUAGACCACCAUCGACUGGGGCGCCAAGGCCUCCUGUUCCACCAACAGCUGCACCUCAGAUCCCAUCAGCGCCAAUACCCUCUGUUCCCACAAGACCUCAAAGAGGUAGCAUGCAUAGAAAAUCUGGUUCCACAGGCGCCCCCAAACCACCAGUAGCUUCGGCACCUCCUGUUCCAGGUGCACCACCACCACCACCAGCCGCACCAGCACCUCCAGCCCCAUCAAUGUCGGCGCCUCCCCCACCACCAACCCCUCCUCCAGUGGCUGCUUCUUCGAGUAGCUUAUCAUCACCUCCUCCAGCACCUCCUAUGCCGGGUGGAUUGCCAUUCCUAGGAGAGAUUAAUGCCAGAAGAUCAGAUAGAGGUGCUACUGAAGGUUUGAGCAGUGGUGAUGGUUCAUCUGCUAGGGCACCUUCUGCGCCUCCAGCGCCCCCAGCGCCUCCUCCAUCGACUGCACCUCCUUUGCCUUCAGCGGCACCGCCGGUUCCUCAGGCUUCUGCACCGCCGGUUCCUACUACGAGACCAGGCGCCCCUUCAGUUCCUAGUGCACCUAAACUGCCUAGUGCAAGACCCACUAGACUAAAGUCUAUCAAGAAGUCCGAAAUUACUGCACCACCAGCACCACCAUCCGCACCAGCACCACCAGCACCAUCCGCACCAGCACCACCAGCACCACCAGCGCCUUCUGCAUCAUCAGUUCCUCCCCCACCACCAGCACCCCCGGCCCCACCAGCACCGCCAGCACCGCCAGCACCGCCAGCACCGCCAGCACCGCCAGCGCCACCUUCAAGUUCUGGUGGGGGACCACCACCACCACCACCUUUUUUGGCAGCUUCUACCCCAAACAGACCUUCGAAGGGACCGGGCAAAAAAGAGAAUACAGCCGUACCUGCAUCUGGUGGGCCUUUGCCAUUUUUGGCUGAAAUUCAAAAGAAAAGAGACGAUAGAUUUGUUGUUGAUGGUAAUUCAGGAUAUAGUACCGCGGCAGAUCAAGAGGACGUGGGCGCUGGUAGCUCGGCCGCUGAUUCAGCUCUUAAUGUGCCGAAGGCUGAACCGCUUUCAGGUGGAAGUAGUGGUGGUGGAAUGUCUUUCUUGGGUGAGAUUCAAAAUAAACUAAAGCACCAACAAAGCUCAGGUCCACGGUCAGCUUCAUCAGCUCCAGCUCCAGCUCCAGCCCCUGCACCACCUUCACCGGCGGCACCAGCUCCACCACUACCCACUGCAUCAGCUCCACCAGUCCCUCCGGCGACCCCAUCGAAACCAUCAAAACCACCCAAAAAUGUAUCAUCACGCAUUCCAUCGACGCCUUCUUCAUCGGCGCCUCCUGUACCUUCAGCCCCAUCAGCCCCAUCACCACCAUCAGCUCCUCCGGCUCCUCCGGCUCCCCCUACACCUCCUUCAACUUCUGCACCACCUCUGCCUGGUACAUCGGCUCCAAGGAAGCCAACUGCUCCACCUCCACCCCCAAUUUCCACAUCUUCCUCAUAUUCCGAAGAAGCAAGCAGAAGAGCGCCACCACCACCACCAUCACCAUCUGCUGGUCCUUCAUCUUUUGGUGAAACUGGUCACAACUUGAAACAAAGAUUAUUCUCAUCAGGGUCGUCAAAACUUAGACGUAACACUAACGAUCAUACUAAUUCUCCAGAUGUAGAUGUGGGAAAUGUUACGAUAAAUGGAAACCGUUCUUCUAGCAAUAGACUUCAAGUCAACGAUUCGAGAUUUAAAUGGAUAAAUGCGUCUCAGAUACCCAAACCUCCAAUGUUCCAAGGUAAGACUAAAUUAUACCCAAGCGGUAAAGGUUCUAGUGUCCCUCUAAAUUUGAGCCAAUACUCUUGA
Molecule: messenger RNA, 2232 nt
Organism: Zygosaccharomyces rouxii
Lineage: Eukaryota; Fungi; Ascomycota; Saccharomycetes; Saccharomycetales; Saccharomycetaceae
Gene: VRP1
Product: Vrp1p
Exons: 1
Coding region: 1-2232 (743 amino acids)
Molecular function (GO): actin binding
Source: RefSeq, a predicted model, not a curated record